Molecule: messenger RNA, 6681 nt
Organism: Phasianus colchicus (ring-necked pheasant)
Lineage: Eukaryota; Metazoa; Chordata; Aves; Galliformes; Phasianidae
Gene: JAKMIP1
Product: janus kinase and microtubule interacting protein 1
Molecular function (GO): kinase binding; microtubule binding; GABA receptor binding
Source: RefSeq, a predicted model, not a curated record
CUUUGAUAGAUCUUCUAGAAACAAGCAGCAAAGUUACAGUCACACAAUUUUCAUCUUAAGAGUGUGUGAAUGAACUCAAAUUGCUCUAUCUGCAAGAAAUUCUGCUUCUUUCUUGUUAAGAAGAUGUUUUGCAGGUGUGACUGUGAAAGUAGCUAUCUAUCAAAAGUCACUUGAUCUGAUUUAUGUUUUAAGUAAUUCACAGUGUGAGAUUUGCCAGACAUGUGAUACAUGCCUUAGUAAUAGGAACACAAAGUGACAAGCAUUGUAUUCAAGUUACAAAAAUGUGAAGAGAAGCUGUAAGAGCGGUUUCUAAAGCCAACAAGGACAGGGCAGCUGUAUUUCUGUCUGUAAUUUCCCAGGAGCAGAAUCUGCAGAUGUACUAUGCUGAACUGCUAUUGCAUGCUGCAGUGGAAUUGCCAGGUGACAACUGGAAGCAGUGUUUGAGCACCAGAUGAGAAGGUGCAGCUAACUCCAGGAGCUCAGGUGCAAGCAAUGCACCUGUGUGAUUGGAAGGAGUGGAGUCUGGAUCCAUCCCCUCCUCAUCCUCAUUAAAUAUUUAGCAGCUGAGGGGGGUAGUAUCUUUUUGGGCAUAGAUUGUGCUCUUCUUGAGCUGUCUCUGGCCGUUAAAAGGGAUAAUGUCACCAAUGUCGCUCAGGAAUCCCUUCGUCUUGACAAAAAAGAGGAUGUGCCAAUAGGAGUAGGACUUGCUGUGUGGAAAAUCCCAGUACAAACGUACUUAACAACUUAGCUCCUGGUGCUGCUCAGACUGAACGUCUUCAACAUAAAAUCAAACACAACUGCCUCAGUGACUCGUGGACAAGAGAAAGGACAUGAGAGACAAAGCCCACAAUGGCAGAGAUUUUCGUGAAAGGUUUGGUUGAACCCUACGUGACUCUUAAAUGCUGAAAGCAGAAGGCCCUAAUUGGUGUAGCUCAAUUUGGAGCAAAAAAUAAUUUUAAACUUCAAAAAUAAUUAUGUCAAAGAAAGGUCGUGCCAAGGGAGAUAAGCCCGACAUGGAUAUUGAAGCUCUGCAAGCUGCUAAUGAGGAGCUACGAACUAAACUAACCAACAUUCAGAUAGAAUUUCAGCAAGAAAAAAGCAAGGUGGGUAAAUUGAGAGAGAAAAUCCAAGAGGUUAAGCAAGAAAGGGAGCAGGAGCAGCACAAGCACACGGCCUACGUUUCUGAACUGAAAGCUAAGCUCCAUGAGGAGAAAAUGAAGGAGCUUCAAAGUGUCAGAGAGCUGCUGAUCCGACAGCAUGAGCAGGAAGUGGCGAGAAUGGUGAAAAUUAAAGACAGUGAAAUUCAGCGUUUGCAGUCAACAGUCAAUGUGCUGCGGGACGGGGCAGCCGACAAGGUGAAGACUGCGCUGCUGAGUGAGGCGAAGGAGGAGGCCCGCAAAGCGUUUGACAGCGAACGAAUGAAGUUGCAACAGGAGAUCUUGGAGCUGAAAUCUGGUAAAAAGCAGCUUGAAGAAGCUUUGAACAACAUCAUGCAGGCGGAUAAAAUGAAAGCUGCCGACCUGCGCAUGGCUUACCAAUCACAUCAGGAUGAGAUUAAUAGAAUAAAGCGUGAAUGUGAGAGGGAUAUCCGCAGGCUGAUGGAUGAAAUCAAAGGCAAAGAUAGAGUGAUUCUGGCUCUGGAAAAAGACCUUGGCAUCCAGGCAGGACAUACACAGAAACUCCUCCUUCAGAAAGAAGCUUUGGAUGAGCAGCUCGUCCAAGUGAAGGAGGCAGAGAGGUACCACAGCAGCCCCAAGAGAGAACUUCCUGCAGGAGUGGGAGACAUCACCGAGUUGAUGGGAAGCCCGGAGCAGCAUUUGGAUGAACGAGAUGUGAGGAGAUUUCAGUUGAAAAUCGCUGAACUGAAUGCUAUGAUAAGGAAGCUGGAAGACAGAAAUACUCUCUUAGCAGAUGAAAGAAAUGAACUGCUGAAACGUUCUCGGGAGACAGAAAGUCAGCUAAAGCCUUUGGUUGAAAAAAAUAAGAGGAUGAGCAAAAAAAAUGAUGAUAUGAUGCAGUGCAUCCAGAGAAUGGAAGAAAAAAUUAAAAAUCUAUCAAGGGAAAAUGUAGAAUUGAAAGAGAAAUUAUCUGCACAACCAGUGCUGAAGAGGCACACAUCUUUAAAUGAUCUUAGCAGCACACGGGAUGAACAAGAAAUUGAAUUUCUUCGACUGCAAGUCAAAGAAAAGCAGCAUGUUAUUGAUGAUCUCACAGUGGAAAGGGAACGACUAUUACGAUCUAAAAAACAGAAGAAGAAAAUUCUGAAGCCUCAAAAGAGGCAUGUUGUGGAGACAUUUUUUGGAUUUGAUGAAGAAUCCUUAGACUCAGAAACAUCAUCUAUAACUUCAUAUAACACAGAUAAAACAGACAGGACACCAGCAACACCAGAGGAAGAUUUGGAAGAUAGCACACCUAAAGAAGAGGCUGAACUAAGAUUCUGCCAGCUAACAAGAGAAUAUCAAGCUUUGCAAAGAGCAUAUGCAUUGCUUCAAGAACAAGUUGGUGGAACUCUGGAUGCAGAGAGAGAAGCAAGGACUCGUGAACAACUGCAAACUGAUCUUCUCCGAUGUCAGGCAAAAAUUGAGGACCUGGAGAAAGCACUAAUUGAGAAAGGCCAGGAUUCAAAAUGGGUAGAAGAGAAGCAGUUGCUAAUCAGAACAAAUCAGGAGUUACUAGAGAAGAUUUACAGAAUGGAACAAGAAGAGCAGCAGCUGAAGAACGAGAUGCAAGAUGCAAAAGACCAGAAUGAGCUGUUAGAAUUCAGAGUGCUAGAGCUUGAAGAGAGAGAACGAAGGUCACCAGCAUUUAAUCUUCAUUUAACCACCUUCCCUGAAAACAAUGGAAGCGCGCUGCAACUGUUCUGUCAACAUGAAGGAAUAAAGGAUGUGAAUAUAUCAGAACUCAUGAAGAAACUAGAUAUUCUUGGAGAUAAUGGGAAUUUGAGAAAUGAAGAACAGGUUGCAAUAAUCCAAGCUGGGACUGUACUUUCUCUCUGCGAAAAGUGGUUAAAACAGAUAGAGGGGACAGAAGCUGCACUGACACAGAAGAUGUUAGACCUGGAGAAUGAGAAGGACCUGUUCAGUAAACAGAAGGGUUAUUUAGAGGAAGAGCUCGACUACAGGAAACAAGCACUGGACCAGGCAUACAUGAAAAUCCAGGAGCUGGAAGCCACGCUGUAUAAUGCCCUGCAGCAGGACCCGGGAAGGCGGGCGAGCGAAUCGCUGACUGAAGCCCAGAGGGAGGAUUUGCGGGCUGCUGUGGAGAAGGUGCGGCGGCAGAUCCUGAGGCAGAGCCGUGAGUUCGACAGCCAGAUCUUGCACGAGCGAAUGGAGCUUCUUCAGCAGGCCCAGCAGAGGAUUCGAGAACUAGAAGAUAAAAUAGAACUUCAAAAAAGGCAACUCAAAGAAAUUGAGGAAAAGCAUUCAUUCUGUGGCCUUGAUGACACAACUGAGCCAAGACAUGUGGUUAUUAAAAGAACCUAUGGAGUGAACAGCUGAGUCCACAUGCAAAAAUAUAGAAAAUAUUUAUUGAGCAGCUUUAAAUUGGUGCAUUUUUUCAUAAAAGUGUUUGCAUAAUACUUGAAGCUGCAAAAUAUUUGGACUUAUAAUUAGAGUUUUUUUAAAUCUAUAGCUUCAAGCUGGAAUGAUUUGAUAAUCAAAUAGGGACCAGCACAUCAUACACACUGAAAAAAGUAUAAAGAGAAUUUACACUUACACACCAAUCAAACACUGGAAAAAAAAAAACAAGUGCAAUUACUGGAUGCUAUGUGAACCGUUCUCUACCAAAUAGUUUUCUUACAGUACUGAGAUCUUUGUCUCCAUACUGCAUGCUUUCAACAAAUGUCCUUUGCAUUUCACGCAGGUAACACAAAAUCUCCUUUUUAGUAUCCAUAUAAAAAAGAUAAGUGUUUGACAAUAAAUUCUCUGUAGUAAAUAUCUGACAGGUUAAAAAAAAAAAGAAAAAAAACAAGAAAAAAAACAAAAACUGUUCUGUGUUGAAAACAAAGAGAGAUUUAAAGCCCCACAGUGACAAAAUUCAUAUUAAAUUCAUAAGUUGGAAAUUCACAAGUGGAGUAGAUGUAGAGUUUGGAGAAAAGGCAGGAUGUUCGAUUGAACUAGAAGAUCUUGGCAGUGGGUAAGAACUGCAUGGUAGGAGUGAAUUUUUGAACGUUCCUAGAAAAUUAAGGCAAUAAUUUGUGAAGAUAGCCCUGGGAGAAUGGAAAAUCAUGAGAUGGACUGAGAGGUCAGGAAAACAGAAUGCAUGGUGUGCUGUCCUCAAUUAUCUCUUCAGGAAGAAAGAAAGACUUGAAGAUAUGGGUGUGUAGAUGAAUGUGCUAAGCAGAUAAGCAUUUUAAAAAACUAUCUGGGAAAAUUUUAUUCUCACAAAAGAAAGUUGACAUUAGCGACCAGGAAGAAAAAAUGGCACAAUUGCAGCCAGCAGAGCUGGAUAUACACAGUCGAGGACAUUAACCACCUGAACUGCAAGAAGAACUCCUUGUGAAGCACAGAUUGAAAAAAUGAAAGUUAAAAGCAGUUGUUUAAGAUGGAGAACAGUAAGAAAAAUUCAAGAAGGUUGGGUUUUUCUUUCAAGAAAAGGAAAACAGUUUGCUCUUUCAGGGCUGGAGGGACAUUGUGAAGAAAUAGGUAAUUUUGAUUAUUCUGGAAUGUAGAGGCAAGUUGACAAUAUUAUUAAAAGCACAACAUUUAAAGACAACUUUCUCCUCAGAAUUUUAUGGAAAAUCUCUAUUUAAAAAGGGCUGUGUAGAAAACGACAGAGGGACAGGUCUGCUUCCAUGGACAUGCUGAACUCAAACACGAAAGUAGAGUGGAAUAAGAUGGUUAUGGUAAUAUAUUGGAUAAAGUGAAAGUUAUAAUUAAAAAAAAAAAUAAGGCAAGGAACCAUCAAGGCAACACAAAUAAAGCUGAAGAACAGAUUUAUCUUAGCAACUGAAUAUCUCCCUUUUGGAGCAGCAGGAAGAAGCCAGCUCUCUCAAAUCUUUGAGGCUCUGAAGUAAGAUCAGAGAUGAAAAAUCACCAGCCAAGAUGAUUUACCUGCUGAAGUAGCUGGAGCACUCAACAACAUUUUUUCAGUCAGAUGUCGUAAACUGGGGAUCAUUUGAGUGUCUGAAAAUUCCUCUUUCCUGACAUGAAGCACAACAAAAGUUAGAAACUUCAGAGUUUCCUUUAGAGAAAGAAUUUGUUGCUCACAGUGUUUGGUUCAAAAAGGAACAAGCAUUCACAGAAUGUGUUUGCAAAUUUCAUGUUUUAGUUAAAACUUUUUAGCACUGUGAUAACUGAAUGUGGAAAGAUUAGCUCUUUACUGCAAAAGGAAAAGUUUUGUCUUUAGUCUGAAGAGAGACCGUAACAGUGGUAAUCAGAGCUUUGGAUAACCAAAACAGAAACUGACAGAAAUUGGGAAGAGAUUGGACUGACUUGGGGAAGAAGCGCUCUUCUACCAGACGUAGCUUUGCUCCUCACUUAUUUGGAAAUAAAACUGGAAGCAUAGACAAAUGAUCACCCAGCACGUGACUGCAACAUUAAGUGCUCUGCAAAGACAGGAGUUGGUCUUGUUACAAAGCAGAAAAGGAUUUAGAAGAUGCAAGCAUACCUGAUGAGCAAGAAAGAAGUGCUGGACAAGAGAAUUUGAACCUCAGAAUAAUAGAGCUGGAAAAAUUGGAGCAAACACUGAAACAUACUUUAGAGGACUACAUCGAGUCAGAUUCUGUGCUAAGAAAUAGGAUGAAAGAGCUGGAGCUGUCACACAAAACACUUCUUGUAAUGAUUGAUCAACUAAACAUGAAAGUGCACCAUUUUGAAAAUGCAAAUAUGCGUGUUAAAGGGAAACUGAGAGAAGUUUGGGAGGAGCUGCUGAGCUUGGUUGAAAACCAAGAGAAGUCAGAGAAGAAACAAAAGGAGAAAUUACAUUGGCUUCAGGAGCAGCUGAAGACAAAAGAAAAUGAAGUAAAAAGCCAAUCUGUGUAUUUUGAGCACUACAAACAAAGGCAGAAGCAACAGACAGCAGUGCUGAGAAAAAGGGAAUGUUACCUUCGGGGUGAGGUGUUUAGACUGGAAAAGCAAGUGCUAGAUCUCAGUGCCCAUAUUGCUCUUUUGACAUCUGAGUUAGGAGAAGGAAUGGCACAGUGUCUCCAUAAGAAGCUGGAAUCAGCAUCCAAAGGCACACAGAGCUAUAAGCCUUCUAAUAUGCAACUCACAGAAUUGAAAAACUCUAUUGGAAAUGUGGAGCAUGACAUGAAAAGCCACUUUGAGUCAUUUCAGAAAAAUCUGAAGUUCUUAAGGGAUAAAGAGGAGGACAACAGAAGAGAAAGAGCAGACCUGCUGACUCAGCUCCAGUGCUCCCAGGACACUGAAGACUUUCUCAGGAGAAAAUUGGAAGAAUCUUGUCAUCAUGUUUAUAAUCUGAAACUAUCUGAAAUCAAACUACAGGAACAAGUGAACAAGCUUUUGGAUGAAAACAAGUCUUUAAAAUAUCAAGCUAGGGUGAGGUUAAAAAAGAAAGAAGAAAAGGGCUUGCAGCUUACAAGAACAGAAAGUACAGACAACAGUGCUGACCUGAGCAGAGACCUACACCAGCAAGAUGUUCAAAACCAGAAAAGGGGAGCAAUCUCAGAUCAACAGAGAAGCAGAGCUGCUCAAACUCCAGUUGUGCUGCUGCAUGCCAUGG